Messenger RNA from Folsomia candida, 5409 nucleotides. RefSeq lists its product as uncharacterized. Gene Ontology annotation, biological process: interstrand cross-link repair; replication fork reversal; double-strand break repair via synthesis-dependent strand annealing. The record is from RefSeq and is a predicted model, not a curated record. The transcript is spliced from 15 exons. Gene Ontology annotation, molecular function: four-way junction DNA binding; four-way junction helicase activity; 3'-5' DNA helicase activity. The coding region runs from base 117 to 4862 and encodes 1581 amino acids. Lineage: Eukaryota; Metazoa; Arthropoda; Collembola; Entomobryomorpha; Isotomidae.
ACUUAUUUUUACUCUCACACACAACAAUCGACGUCCAAGUUCCCACCGCUAGUCAUUUUCUUUUGUAAAAAUACACACCCCUGAAAAUGUGAUAUAUAAUAAUUAAUUAAAUUACAAUGGACAAUGACUGCCUGGGAGGAGGAGGUCGGGGUGGCGAUGGACGAGGUCGAGGACCCAGGUCAGCAUCAUCAUCGAGCCGAAUAACGAUGGCGAACAACCCCACUGCUUCUACUGGUGGACGAAGAGGGCGUGGGUCUAGAGGGGGACGUGGUGGUCGCGGUCGUGGAAAAUCGAAAUUGAAUGCAAGUUUUCGUGGACAAAGUUACAUAGAUGAAGAGGAUGAAAUAUGCCAACAAGCUUUGGGGCAAUAUGAGCUGGAGACGAGUGAAAUAUCGAAAGCUUUGGAGAAAUCAGAGGAGGCAUCACAACUUGAAGGAUUCGAUGAAACUGCAGGAGAAGUCUGGAUCUAUCCAACGAACAAACCAAUUCGUGAUUAUCAAUUUGAAAUGGUGGAAACUGCUCUAUUUCACAACACAUUAGUCAGCCUGCCCACCGGCCUUGGGAAAACAUUCAUUGCUGCCGUUGUAAUGUACAAUUUUCAAAGAUGGUAUCCUCAGGGGUUAAUAAUAUUUAUGGCUCCAACUAAACCAUUGGUCACCCAACAAAUGGAAGCUUGUCACAACCUUGUUGGAAUCCAUCCAUCAAAAACAAUUGAAUUAACUGGGCAAAUAUCACCAAAGAAGAGAGAAGAAUUGUGGAAAACAAAAACUGUUUUCUUCUUAACCCCACAAGUUAUGACGAGUGACUUGGGUCGCGGAUUUUGUCCAGCCGAUAAAGUGAGAUGCAUCGUCGUGGAUGAAGCUCAUAAGGCUUUAGGCCAACAUGCAUAUGCUCAAGCUAUACAAAUACUUUUACAAACUAAUACUUUGUUCAGAGUUUUAGCCUUAAGUGCUACUCCGGGCAGUGAUUUAAUUGCCGUACAACAGGUUUUUAAAAAUUUGUUGAUAUCUCGAGUUGAAUUACGGUCUGAAAACUCACCCGAUGUUUUACCAUACGUUCAUAAUCGAAAUGUUGAACCAAUUGUCGUUUCACUUGAUAAUUAUUUGAGCUCUAUUUAUCAAACGGUUUUAGAAUACCUGCAAGUGUACACAGGGAAGCUGCUAAAAAAUAAAGCACUUUAUGGGAGUGAUGGAUAUUGUUUUACUCAAUUUCAACUCGUUAAGUCCAGAGCUGCAUUCAGGGAAAAAAUUGCACAAACUGUACCCAAUUAUCUAAAGGGAUAUAUAGAAUCUGAUUUUGCUACUUCAAUUACUUUGUCCCAUUCUGUGGAUCUUUUGACUUCCCAUGGACUUCGAUCAUUCUACAUCUUUUUACAAGGAGUGUUGAAUAAGGAGAAAGGGAAUGGACAGGUGGUGUACGAAUUAAGUAAAAAUACAAGAUUGCAAGAUCUCCUCAACGAAAUCAAAGAAAAAUUAAAUAUUUCACCAAAUUCUAGUUUAAAUACUUCAAACUUUUUUAAAACGAUCUCAAAAAACGAGUCUAGCACAUAUGAAACUAACGACGAAAGCGGUCCCGAAAACUAUUUAAUAAGCCAUCCGAAAAUGGGAGUAUUGAAGGACAUUGUUUUAUCCCACUUUAAAAAGUUUGAAUCCAGAAAUGAAACCACUCGUAUCAUGAUCUUUAGCCAAUAUCGUGAUAGCGUGCAAGAAAUUGGUCUAAUGUUGAAUGGAUUGGGCCCUCUAGUCAAGCCAAUGGUGUUUAUUGGCCAAGCGACUACUGGGACAGGUGGCAAAGGGCUAAAACAAAAAGAUCAAGUACAAGUUGUCAGUCAGUUUCGAGAUGGAGGAUACAAUAUCUUAGUUGCCACGUGUGUUGGUGAAGAAGGGUUGGACAUUGGAGAAGUGGACCUGAUCAUUUGCUUCGACGCGAGUAAAUCCCCUACCAGAUUAGUUCAAAGGAUGGGUCGAACGGGGAGACAAAGACAAGGAAAAAUUGUAUUUUUACUAACCGAAGGAAAAGAAGAGAAGAAUUACAAUGCAAGUCUGAGCUUGCAGUCCAGUAUAAGUAAAAAUAUUACGGAUCCGAACAAGUUGUAUCCUUUUCUCUACAAACAUAGUCCCAGAAUGGUGCCUCGUGGUGUUGACCCCCAGUGUUUUAAAAUGGACAUUAUUUUAACUUCAGAACAAGAUAAUCAAAUAAUCAGUAACCAUUGUAAGCAAGAUGAAGAUUUUGUCGAAAUUGAUGAAUAUCCAGACUCUGCAGUAAAUAUAAAACCAAAAUCUAAGCAAACAAAAAAAUCCAUGCUUCCACCAAAAAAGAAACAAAAACAGCCAACCCCACAAUCCUCCUUAAAUGUUUAUCCAGAGAGUAAACCAUUUACAUUAACCCAGUGUUUCAACGACCUUUUUAAGAAAUCUAAACCAUCGCCCCCAAAACUCGUCAACUCCCCUCCUCCUAUUAUCACUACCACCACGAUAGCCAUACCUUCCCCAGAGAUAACCAACAACGACGUGAUGUUAAUAGAGGAUGAAGACGGACUAAUCCCCCAUCACCAUCAACAAUACGAACCUAUUGAUUCGUUCGUUUUAUGCGACAUUUUCGAUGUAUUGGAUCCAUCUGAAAUGUCUUCUAAACCAUGUCUGCAUAUCCCAACACCACCCGAGUCCGAAUUUGAAUGGCUGCCAGAAUAUAACAAAAUGGACCCCGAUUCAUUACUCAUUCCAGAAUAUGAAAUGGAUUUUAUUGUUCAAAAAAUGGAAUCUUUUAGAUCAAUCAUGUUCUAUUUGGAUGAAUGCGAAUGUGGGAAUAUCAAUAUCGACGGAGUUGGAAGGAAGAUGAUUAAUAAUAAUGAUUCGCCAUCUUAUAGUCCACUCCCUACUCAAAUUGAUGAUUUGCAGGAUGGAGGUCUUGUUGAAAAGGAGGAAGUGGAUCAAUUUUUUAAUGACGACGAUCAGUGGUUGCUGAAUGUUGGCGAAGACUACACGAAGGAGGUUGAUCCGGUUAAAAAUGAGGAGACAUUUUCGACUGAACCAAAGAAAAAAUUCGUAUUCAAAAUAAAAAAUAAUACUCCUCUUCCUACGCCGCCUCCUCCUGAAAGCAUUGAACAAACAAUAACUAUUGAAAACCACAAUUUGCAGAGUCCUCUUCGCUCUCGUUCUACUGGAAUCCAGCACUCAUCGCCAGCAGCCGCACCAAUAAUAACCAUUUCUGACGGAGAGGCAAGCAGCAGUACAACAAGUAAUGAUGAGGAAUUUAAAAGUCCAAACUGGCGGAAAAGGUUAUCGCUUCAAUAUAAGCACCCAACCUCACCACCACCAUCUUCGAAUGGCGAAUGCAAUCCUGUGAGGACGAAUAAUGACGAUACCUGGAAAGAGGAACUGCCUGCUAAACAUUCACAAUCACAACAAUUUAAGUCUCAGAUAGAUCCAGAAUUGUUUAAAGAUGACAUGUUAUUAUUUGAUGAUGAUGUCCAAGAUGAUUUUGAACCGGAUUUCGAAGAGAGACCUCUCACCCCUACAAUUUAUGAAAAUAUCGCUAGUCAACAGAAAUGUCAACUAGAACCGACAGUACGCCAAGAAAAUAAGUCAACAUUUUACAACACCAACUUUAUUGCGCCUCCUUCUCCACCAUCCAUAUUUUCCAAAAAUCGACAUUUUACAAAAUUAGUGUCAAAACCAGUACCGAAAUCUGACCUCAUCUCCAAUACUGACAGUGAUGAUGAAAUAUUGGAAUUACUCAAUUUGACACAGAUUGAACAAUCUGCUUAUAGAAAAUCUCAAGAGAAAUUGCCAAUUAAUGACAGCUAUAAGUUAACAAUGAAUAAUCCUCCAAAAUUCACUUUCAAAAAAUCAACUAGCGAAUCAACUCUCAAACCCUGUUCGUCUACUUCGAAUCCUCCCAAAAUAAAUGAUUGGAUAGAUUUAACACACACGAAUAGACCAAAAAAUACCAAUAAACUUCCACAACCAGAGUCAAAAAAGAGAUCACAAACAAUUAAAAACCCACUUUUACGUCCAUCCCCACUGCCAUCCAUAGCAGCACGAAUCCCAUUAAAAGUCAGACCAUCAAAGCUACAAUUUCAAGACGAGAAAGCAGAUUGGAGUGAUGAUGAUGACUUUCGAAUUCCAGGAAAUCGGUCAAAGGCGACGAAACAAACUAAUAGAAAUCUAAUUAAAUCUCCAUCUCCAACUUUACUUUCAAAUAUGACAACAAACUCCGAUACAUUUGCAUCCAGUUCGCCCCUCAGAGCUAUUCCCAGCAGCAGUUCUAGAAAUUUAAACCCAACAUUUUGUGACAUUUCACCUAUUGCUUCUACAAAACAAAGAAAGAAACGAAGGAAAAUUGAAAUUAAUUCAUUUCUUCAGCUGGAAGCAGAAGUUAGCGAGAACGACGAUGACGAUGACGACGACGACGAUGGAUUGGAUAGAUAUGAUACUUCCUUCGUUGACAGUGAUGAUGAGGAUGUCCUUACUGAUUCUCAACAAGCCCGUUAUUUAAAAUCUGUGAAGGAUAUUCAUCCAAAUCCAGGAGUACGAGUUGAAGCUCCAUUGGAAUCAAACAAUGGCAAUGAUUCCAUACUAAUUGGGGAUAUGAAUUAUGCCAGCGAUUCCUUCUGUGUUAAUAACGACAGCGUUGAAUUUGCGGAUAUUGGCGUAUUUACACAAGCCAUGAACGUCGCACGACAAGAAGUUUUAAACGAAAGGCCAUCGUCAACAAAAAGGAGGAGGACGAGGAGACAAGCUCGAGCUCAUAAUUAUGAAUUUGGUAAUUCGAAAAAAAUUAGUUUAAAUAAACCAUCGUCAAAGGCAAGAAGGAGAAUUAUCGUUAAUGAAGAGUCGAGCGAUGAGGAUGAACAAUUCUGAGCUUAAUGUAUAAUAUUAGAAAACUACUUAAUUUAAAUCGGACUGUCACCUUUUUUUGGCGUACACAUAAAUAGAUUAAAAAACUACUUUUUUCUCAUCAUUUUUUUAAAACAAUUUUUACAAUAUUAGCAAUUUAUCUUUCAGCAUUAAUUUGAAAAUUGAAUGGAAAUCAUUAAAAUUAAAAUCAUGAUCAUUUACAACUCACUGACGAUAAAACAGAAGAUCAAACAUUGUGAAUAUUUGUGAAUGAGUUGAGAUUUUGCUCAUGGGGUAUUGGCAUCACACGAGAUGUGAAGUCACAAUUGACAUUUUUAUCUUGACCAAAAUAUGAGAGGUUAUGAAAGACAAGUAGAACAAAAAGCAUCCACAUUUUCUUUUUUAACAAAAUUUUAAUAAAAAAUGACUGAGAAAAACAACAAAACUAUUUAAAUGAACAAAAACAUUCCAUUAUCACGUGACUAAUUGAAUAAGUAUUAAAUAAUUAGCAUAACAAUACCCUGUAAACUUGAUGAAAUAAAAUAUAUAAAAAACUAGUAAAAACUGGAAA